CGUGAGAUGAGAGGGACGUAAAUCAUAUCAUCUGUCGGUUCUAUAAACUCUUUUUCAUCACCUUUUAUCGCUUAGCCAGGCAAUACCAAAACCAAAAUAUACGAUUCAUGUAUUUUUAUUCUGAUCAUAACUCUACGUCUUCAAGUUAACCUAUUUUGUUCAAACGGAGCCGGGUGUCAUGCUGCGCUGAAUUCAGUUUCAUCGCAGCCGACCGCUGACAUAGUUUUUUUUUUGCCAAACAUGAGCCAAGAGAACUUUGAGGAUACUCCUUCGACCUCAACAGAGAGUACUGAAAGAAAACUACCGUGGGACCUCAGCGAGUUCAGCUCAUCAACACAACAGAUAAAUCACUUGAGAAUGCCAGUGCCCAGCAGUGCCUUCGUCCCCACCAUAAAUGCAAUAGCAUCUAGCCAGGACUUACAGUGGAUGGUCCAGCCAGCUGUCCUAGGGUCCGUGUCGGGCCCCGGUAUUCCGUCACACCCAUACAGCCGGCCCAUCACCCACACCACCCACAGUGGACAUGCUCGGCCAGGUGUCAUACACGCCAUAAUUAACACCAGUUGGCAGCGGAAAAGAACUCAACAGCUGAGCCCCGAGGAGGAGGAGAAGCAGAGGCUACGGAGGGAGCGGAACAAGCUGGCCGCUGCCAAGUGCCGGAACCGGAGGAGGGAACUGACGGAUCUCCUGCAAGGGGAGACGGACCGUCUGGAACAGGAGCAGGCCAGCCUCCAACACCAGGUGGACUCCCUUCGGGAUGAGCGCGCCCGCCUGGAGCUCCUGCUCACCACCCACUCCUCCGUCUGCAGCCUCCCCCAGAAGGAGACCCCCUGCUCGGGCAUGUACCCCGUUGACAUGCCCCUAACCUCCAGCAGAGCACCUCUGGAGGUCAAACGAGAACCGGAGGAGGCCAAAGAGGGGGCGCUCUACCCUUUAAAGCAGAAAGCUCUACUUGAGACUGAGGACCAGUAUGAACUCAAAGAUGCGUACAGCUCUCAGUCGGCCACAGGGUUCAAUUUUAGCUACCGGUUCAUCGACUGUCCGUCCUCGGAGACGGACAGCUCUCUGUCGUACACUGACGAGCUGCUGCACAGCUCUCUCACAAAGGCUCAGUCGACUGAGAACAGCAGAGGCUCACACUAUAGCGACGUGAGGGUCUUAAGCUCGCCCUCACUCUAAAAAGGGAAAACCAAGGUCCACUUAAAGGGACACAUCACCGAUU
Sardina pilchardus (European sardine) is the source of this 1219-nucleotide messenger RNA. Its product is annotated as fos-related antigen 2-like. Gene Ontology annotation, cellular component: nucleus. NCBI's taxonomy places the organism in Eukaryota, Metazoa, Chordata, Actinopteri, Clupeiformes, Clupeidae. The coding region runs from base 241 to 1176 and encodes 311 amino acids. The record is from RefSeq and is a predicted model, not a curated record. The transcript is spliced from 4 exons. Gene Ontology annotation, biological process: regulation of transcription by RNA polymerase II. Gene Ontology annotation, molecular function: RNA polymerase II cis-regulatory region sequence-specific DNA binding; DNA-binding transcription factor activity, RNA polymerase II-specific.